UUAAAAUUAUAAUUAAAAAUAGUAGUACUAUUUUAAAACUUUUAAUUUUAUGUGCAAAAUAAUCUAGUAAGAGUACACUUCACCUGCCAACUUUCACUAUCACAUAUUUCUCACUGGUUCACGUAAAUCCACGAUGUAUAAUCAAAAACUGAGCUUACAAGACACCAGAGCAGAGUUUGCACAGAGGAUGGAAGAAUUUGAAAAACGUCUCCAAAAGGCUUCAUCCUCAAAUUCCGACACGACUGCUAUAGCCGAGGAUUUUGCGACUUUCAAGGAAUUCACCCUUAAGAGUCUUGCUGCACUACAACACCAGGUGGACUUGCUUGUGCUCGAGGUAGACCGACAGGAAAUGCGCAGCCGCAAGAGGAUUUUGCUCAUACAUGGAGUUCCAGAGGCCAGGCAAGAAGACACAGCCUCAGUCGUUGAAGGUGUAGUUGUCGACCAGCUGAAAGUGAUUGAUUUCACAGCUGCCAACAUUAGCCGAUGCCACAGGAUGGGACGACUAAAUUCAGCGAAAUCUCGCCCUAUUUUGGUUAAGAUGUGUGAUACUGGCAUUCGUGAUAAAAUAUGGUUUGCCAAAACGAACUUGAAGGGAUCAAGCAUUACUGUGUCGGAGUUUUUAACGAAACUUCGUCAUGACACCUUCAUGAUGGCCAGGCAACGAUUUGGAGUCAAGAAGUGCUGGUCACGAGAUAUUUAUCUCUAUGGCUUCAUCCACAUUUUGUGCCCUGAUGGAUCUAAACAUCGCGUUAGCAGCUUGGCCGAGUUAGAAAAGGUCGCGCCGCCGCGGCCGGUCCCAGAACAGCAAAAGAUAGCCCCACAGGUGAAAGAUAACGUUGCUGCAUCCAAAACGAGGCGCGCCAAUGUUAAAAAAUAGGUCUAAUGAUGUAUCUUGUUUACUAUUUUCGCUUUGUCUAAAUUUUAGUUCCCUACACUUCAAUUUCAUUCAACAAUCUUAGAUCCAACAACUAUAUUGUAUAUAUUUCUCUCUAAUCUAUUGCCAACAUAACUCACUUGUUCUACCCACUUUUGUAUCACUUUUUUUUUUUAUACA
Achroia grisella is the source of this 1054-nucleotide messenger RNA. RefSeq lists its product as uncharacterized. Lineage: Eukaryota; Metazoa; Arthropoda; Insecta; Lepidoptera; Pyralidae. The transcript has a single exon. Bases 134 to 877 code for a protein of 247 amino acids. The record is from RefSeq and is a predicted model, not a curated record.